Molecule: messenger RNA, 1450 nt
Organism: Homo sapiens (human)
Lineage: Eukaryota; Metazoa; Chordata; Mammalia; Primates; Hominidae
Gene: CNPY2
Product: canopy FGF signaling regulator 2
Exons: 6
Coding region: 194-742 (182 amino acids)
Cellular component (GO): endoplasmic reticulum
Source: RefSeq, marked validated
AGGCGGUCGCCGGGACACCCCGUGUGUGGCAGGCGGCGAAGCGCUCUGGAGAAUCCCGGACAGCCCUGCUCCCUGCAGCCAGGUGUAGUUUCGGGAGCCACUGGGGCCAAAGUGAGAGUCCAGCGGUCUUCCAGCGCUUGGGCCACGGCGGCGGCCCUGGGAGCAGAGGUGGAGCGACCCCAUUACGCUAAAGAUGAAAGGCUGGGGUUGGCUGGCCCUGCUUCUGGGGGCCCUGCUGGGAACCGCCUGGGCUCGGAGGAGCCAGGAUCUCCACUGUGGAGCAUGCAGGGCUCUGGUGGAUGAACUAGAAUGGGAAAUUGCCCAGGUGGACCCCAAGAAGACCAUUCAGAUGGGAUCUUUCCGGAUCAAUCCAGAUGGCAGCCAGUCAGUGGUGGAGGUGCCUUAUGCCCGCUCAGAGGCCCACCUCACAGAGCUGCUGGAGGAGAUAUGUGACCGGAUGAAGGAGUAUGGGGAACAGAUUGAUCCUUCCACCCAUCGCAAGAACUACGUACGUGUAGUGGGCCGGAAUGGAGAAUCCAGUGAACUGGACCUACAAGGCAUCCGAAUCGACUCAGAUAUUAGCGGCACCCUCAAGUUUGCGUGUGAGAGCAUUGUGGAGGAAUACGAGGAUGAACUCAUUGAAUUCUUUUCCCGAGAGGCUGACAAUGUUAAAGACAAACUUUGCAGUAAGCGAACAGAUCUUUGUGACCAUGCCCUGCACAUAUCGCAUGAUGAGCUAUGAACCACUGGAGCAGCCCACACUGGCUUGAUGGAUCACCCCCAGGAGGGGAAAAUGGUGGCAAUGCCUUUUAUAUAUUAUGUUUUUACUGAAAUUAACUGAAAAAAUAUGAAACCAAAAGUACAAACUGUGUUGUCUUUUCAUGCCUGGAAUUGCCCUUACAUUAAGCUUGAAGAUAAGGAGUUAUAUAGACAGGAAAGAUAAUGGAGGAGAAAGAAGAGUUUUGGGAUUGAUACAGGAUAAAGGUAGGAGAGGCCUGAACCUUUAAUUCUUCUACCUUCUGAGAUUCCACUCCACUCAUAAACUAGAUAAGCUUUCAGUCAGUGCCCACUCAAUACCACGUCUUUAGAGUCUAAUUGUGGAGAAUAGAGGAACCUCCAUGAGGAAGCAGGGGAACAUAGUGUAUGGUAGUGUAGAAUUCUAGAAAUCCCUUGUGUUCAUGGCUGUUGAAACAUAAAGUAAGACAGGGCUUGGUCUUGAAGGAAAUAACGGAUAUGCAUUAUUCUUCCUUCCCUGCCCAUCCAGAUGGAGGGACCAGCAAGAACAGAGACAGGAAGGGGAAAAUGGAUGUGACCAACUCAGCUGAAAAGUAAGGGCUUUAUCGGAUAGGGACAGACGAGGUAAGGAAGGUUGUUUAAUGAGAGGCCUUGCUUGCCAGCCUAAGCUUUUAAAUUUGAUGCCAGUGGCAACAAUAAAGUGUAUCUAUCACUA